Molecule: messenger RNA, 1432 nt
Organism: Trichoplusia ni (cabbage looper)
Lineage: Eukaryota; Metazoa; Arthropoda; Insecta; Lepidoptera; Noctuidae
Product: chitinase domain-containing protein 1-like
Exons: 6
Coding region: 149-1333 (394 amino acids)
Biological process (GO): carbohydrate metabolic process
Cellular component (GO): extracellular region
Molecular function (GO): chitin binding; oligosaccharide binding
Source: RefSeq, a predicted model, not a curated record
AUUAUAUGUAUUAUCUAUGGCAGCCGGCGAAUCCGGCGAUUUGUUUACUGAAUUUUGUUGUCUUGACGAGGUGGUUGUGAAUAUUUUUAGAGCAAUCCACAGUUAAUUUUAGGACUAUAUAGUGUAGUUCGUGACAUUCAUCAGAAAAAUGAGAUGUAUUAAAACAGCCCUGCAGAUUAUUUUCCUUCUUAAUGUUUGCUUGGCUACCCUUUCGCCACCCUCUGAUAAAAAGGGCCAAAAAGGUGUUAAGCCUCAAGAAGGGCCUAGGAAAAACAAUGUUUUAGAUCGUAAGUUAGUAAACGAAGCACCUUUAGUGAAAGAUAUUAUAAAAUACCAUGCUACGUACCAUCAAGAUGUAGUAACGCGGAAUUUCAAGAAUGCCGUCUUAGGUUACGUUACACCUUGGAACAAUAAAGGCUAUGAUGUGGCGAAGACGUGGGCACCUAAGUUCAACUAUGUUUCGCCAGUAUGGCUGCAAAUUAAACGACAAUCACCCAACAUUUACAUCAUAUCUGGCCUGCAUGACGUUGACCAUGCCUGGAUGAAGUCAGUGAAGCAAAAAGGCUCUACCUCGAAUCUGAAAUUAUUACCAAGAAUUCUCUUUGAGAACUGGCAGCCAUCUGAUUUAAAAGCCUUUUUCAUGGAGCCUACUUCUCAUACAGAACAGAAAGCUCUUAUAGAGGAGAUUAAGAAGGCUUGUAAACAAUGGAAGUUUGAUGGUGUGGUGCUUGAGGUGUUGUCACAGAUAGGGAAAUAUGUUGACAAGUCUGUUAAGUUUAUACAACAAUUUGGUUUGGAGAUGAAAGAGGAUGAUCUAAGUCUUAUUCUAGUCUACCCACCAUUCCGUGGAUUCCCCACUGAUGAGUUCUUCAUCCAAGCUUUUAAUGAUAUAUACCCAUAUGUUGAAGCUGUAUCUGUUAUGACAUAUGACUUUUCUAGUCCUCAGAAGCCAGGACCUAAUGGCCCACUUUAUUGGGUAAGACUAUGUGUAGAGAAACUAAUAGACAAUGAUGAAAAUCCUUCAAAGAGAUCCAAGAUUUUACUUGGAUUGAAUUUCUAUGGCAAUUCUUAUACAGCCAACGGUGGCGGGCCCAUUGUUGGCACAGAAUAUAUAGAAUUAUUGAAACAUGCCAAAAAUAAUCAAGCAUUAUCUUAUAAUAAUAAUACAGCUGAGAAUUAUGUGGAAAUCAGAACAUCACAAGGGACCAAGAAAAUAUUCUAUCCUACAUUAUACUCUAUACAAAAGCGUCUCGAGUUGGCCAAAGAAUAUGGUACAGGCGUCGCCAUUUGGGAGCUCGGGCAAGGCCUCGACUACUUCUACGACUUAUUUUGAUUAGCGUGUGAUAAUAAAUAUAAGUUAAUUAAAACCUUUAUGUUUUGUGAUAUUCUUAAUUCCAGAUUUUUUAAGGAACGAAUAAAUUAAAGACCUAUA